AUGUACGAAGACAUGCAAUUUAAUGAGGUAGAAAAAUACCUAGUCAAAUCACAGCAGAUGAACACGGCCUUCACGCCCUUCCUGCACCAGCGGCACGGCAACGCGGCGCGCUGGCUCACGUCCCUGACCAGCGACGACAACCUGUGGGCCUGCCUGCACACCUCCUUCGCCUGGCUCCUGAAAGCGUGCGGCAGCCGGCUGACAGAGAAGCUGCUGGAAGGCGCGCCGACCGAGGACACCCUGGUGCAGAUGGAGAAGCUGGCCGACCUGGAAGAGGAGUCGGAGAGCUGGGACAACUCGGAGGCCGAGGAGGAGGAGAAGGCCCCCGUGCUGCCCGGGGGCGCCGACGGGCGGGAGCUGACCAAGUGCCCGACAGACUCGUCCUUGCUCUCGGAGCGCGGCAGCUGGCAGCCCCGCAAGCCGACCGGCUUCAAGUCGCUGCGACACAUGAGACAGGUGCUGGGCGCCCAGUCCUUCCGCAUGCUGGCCUGGCACGUGCUCAUGGGGAACCAGGUGAUCUGGAAAAGCAGAGACGUGGACCUGGUCCACUCGGCGUUCGAGGUCCUCCGGACCAUGCUGCCGGUGGGCUGCGUGCGCAUCAUCCCGUACAGCAGCCAGUACGAGGAGGCCUACUGCUGCAACUUCCUGGGUCUCAGCCCGCAGGUGCAGGUCCCCGCCCACGUGCUGUCCUCAGAGUUCGCUGUCGUCGUGGAGGUCCACACGGCCCCCCGCUCCACCCUCCUCCCGGCCGGCCGCGAGGACGAGCAGCCUCUGAGCAAGUAUGAGUUCAUGGUGACCAGCGGGAGCCCCGUGGCCGCGGACCGAGUGGGCCCCACCAUCCUGAACAAGAUCGAAGCGGCUCUGACCAACUAGAAUCUGUCUGUGGACGUGGUGGACCAGUGCCUCGUCUGCCUCAAGGAGGAGUGGAUGAACAAAGUGAAGGUGCUGUUCAAGUUCACCAAGGUAGACAGCCGGCCCAAAGAGGAUACGCAGCGGCUCCUGAGCGUGCUGGGUGCGGCCGAGGAGGACAACGUAAAACUGCUCAAGUUCUGGAUGACCGGCCUGAGCAAGACCUACAAGUCGCACCUCAUGUCCACCGUCCGCAGCCCCACGGCCUCCGAGGCGCGGAGCUGACCCGCGUCCCAGCCGGAGGGGUGGCUGGCACAGAGUGCGUCCCCUAGGAAC
Molecule: messenger RNA, 1185 nt
Organism: Lepus europaeus (European hare)
Lineage: Eukaryota; Metazoa; Chordata; Mammalia; Lagomorpha; Leporidae
Product: folliculin-like
Exons: 2
Biological process (GO): positive regulation of transforming growth factor beta receptor signaling pathway; positive regulation of TORC1 signaling; negative regulation of transcription by RNA polymerase II
Cellular component (GO): cytosol
Source: RefSeq, a predicted model, not a curated record